This is a messenger RNA of Chrysochloris asiatica (Cape golden mole), 669 nucleotides long. RefSeq names its product glutathione S-transferase alpha-4-like. Gene Ontology annotation, molecular function: glutathione transferase activity. The coding region runs from base 1 to 669 and encodes 222 amino acids. The record is from RefSeq and is a predicted model, not a curated record. Gene Ontology annotation, biological process: glutathione metabolic process; xenobiotic metabolic process. The transcript is spliced from 6 exons. Lineage: Eukaryota; Metazoa; Chordata; Mammalia; Afrosoricida; Chrysochloridae.
AUGGCGGCCAAACCCAAGCUCUACUAUUUUCGUGGCAGGGGCAGGAUGGAGUCAAUCCGCUGGCUACUGGCUGCAGCUGGAGUGGAGUUUGAAGAAGAAUUUCUUGAAAAAAGAGAACAAUAUGAAAAGUUGGAGAAGGAUGGAUGCCUACUUUUCGGCCAGGUGCCUUUUGUUGAAAUGGAUGGAAUGAAGCUAACACAGACUAGAGCCAUCCUCAGCUACCUAGCUGCCAAGUACAAUUUGUAUGGGAAGGACCUGAAGGAGAGAGUCAGGAUUGACAUGUACACCGACGGCACCCUAGAUUUAAUGAUGAUGAUCGCAUUGGUUCCUUUCAAACCCCCAGAGGAAAAAGAGGAGAACAUUGCAUUAAUUGUGAAGAAGGCAAAAACUCGCUACUUACCUGUCUUUGAAAAGGUUUUGAAAGACCAUGGAGAAGACUUUCUUGUUGGCAACAAAUUCAGUUGGGCAGAUGUACAACUGAUAGAAACUAUUUUAAUGAUGGAAGAACUCAAUGCUUCUAUUCUUUCUGACUUUCCUCUGCUGAAGGCAUUUAAAACGAGAAUCAGCAACAUUCCUACAAUUAAGAAGUUCUUGCAACCUGGGAGUCAGAGGAAGCCAUGCCCUGAUAAGCAAUACGUUGACGUUGUCAGACACAUUUUGCAGUUUUAA